AUGGGCGCUCCGAUCCUCGCGUCGGCCGCUCAUGCCAUCCCGGCUCUCGAGGCCGGCGACAACCACCCGAUGGACAUCGGCACCAUGACUUCGAGAGAGACGCGGGACGGCCGCAGGCUAUGGUACCGCAUGCGCAUUAUCCAGCAGCCCGAGCGAGCAAGAGCUUGCGGAUCUGGUCUGAAGUCAUCGGCCGACCGACGCCCUGUUGACCCGCCUCCCGUCGUGGAGCUGCGCAUCUAUGAGGGCCCAACCUGGGAGGUGGCCCAGGACAAGGACAUCACCUUUGUGUACAACGCCAACUUCUUCCUUUACGCCACUCUCCAGCAUGCCCGGCUCAUGGCUCAUGCCCGCGGCGCCACGUCCUCCACUAACACGCCGCCAGUGCUUACUGGCAUGCCCGUCUCCGGUAUGGCCUACCUGGACCGCCCGCAGGAGGCCGGCUACUUCCUGUUCCCCGACCUGUCUGUUCGCCACGAGGGCCGGUACAAGCUCAGCUUCAAUCUGUACGAAGAGACCAAGGAGGACAAGGACAGGGACAAGGAGGAGGAGGGCGAACCCCAGCAGACGCAGACCUACACGCACCCCGCGAUGGCGGAGUAUUUUGACUUCCGCAUGGAGAUCAAGUCGCAGGAGUUCAUUGUGUACAGCGCGAAGAAGUUCCCCGGCUUGGCCGAGAGCACCACCCUCAGCCGCGUGGUGGCGGACCAAGGAUGCCGCGUUCGCAUUCGCCGCGAGCCUAGGAUGAGACGCCGCGACGCGAAGCCCGGUGGUGACUACGACCACGUGGACGGCGCCGCCGAGUAUGAGCGGAAGAGGAGAACAGCCACCCCAGACAACCGUGCGGUCGCCGAAUAUAAUCGUGCCCGGUCGAUGAGCGGGAGCACCGAGCGUACUCCGUACUCUGCCGAUCCCGCGCGCCGCCCAUCGAUGGCCGACUACCCGUCGCCGUACAGCCAGAACCCGCCACCCGGCGGUCACCUCCAGUUCCUGGGCGGAAACGCCGGCUCACAAUUCCCUGCCGCUCCUCCUCCUCCCCCACAAUCGUUUGCCCAGCCGCAGCCCCAGUCUCAACCCCAACCGCCAUCGGUACCCGCGUCUCCGGUCUACCCGCCAACUCAGGCUGCUUCGUAUCCGGCGCCGACGUCCUAUCAAGCAGUGGCCAAGGCGCACAGCAGGGAGCGGACACCAUCGCAGUCCGGGUAUCCCCCGAUCAACCCUGCGCCUCCUCGCAGCGACAGCAUUCGCCACGAACAUAGGGCAUCUGGGUCUGUGCAGCUCCCACCGCUUUCUUCCAUCGCCCUCCCGCCCCGCUUGGAGCCCUCGCAGGUCCUCCCGCCGAUCCAGGUCGACCGGAACUACGCCGCCAGCAGCACCAGCCGCCUGGGGGUGUCGAGCCCGACAAAUUACACCACCGCCCCGCGGUCCGGCCCCUCGCUGGCGCCGCUGGCGCCCCUCAUCAACAACCCGGUCGCGAAGAGCGGGCCGGUGCACCCCGGUGUCCUGCCGCCACCAACGAUGUACGCAGGAUCCAAGCGGGCCCACGGGGACUCCUUCCGCAGCGACCUCGAUACGCCGCGGUUCCAGGACGGUGCGCGCGAGACGGCGAGGGGAGAUGAUAUCUCGAUGGAGGAGCUCAACGCGACAUUCAAGCGGGCUAAUGGCCAGCUUGCGUAUACCGGUGACUUGCGUCCGUUUUAA
This is a messenger RNA of Dichotomopilus funicola, 1698 nucleotides long. RefSeq names its product velvet factor-domain-containing protein. Lineage: Eukaryota; Fungi; Ascomycota; Sordariomycetes; Sordariales; Chaetomiaceae. The record is from RefSeq and is a predicted model, not a curated record. The coding region runs from base 1 to 1698 and encodes 565 amino acids. The transcript is spliced from 2 exons.